Messenger RNA from Chara braunii, 1487 nucleotides. The record is from the annotation of a GenBank genome assembly. NCBI's taxonomy places the organism in Eukaryota, Viridiplantae, Streptophyta, Charophyceae, Charales, Characeae.
GGUGAGGAGUGGAACCGCUACUUGGUUGUGCAUCUAUCACCAUGGUUGACACACGUACCGGAAAGAGCACUUCCCCUUACACAGCUGAAGAGGAGGCAAAGGCCGCCGCCAUCCUCAAAGAGAGAAGAGAGAAGAAGGAAGCCAAGAAAAAGGCCUUGAUCGAGGAACAGGCGGCGAAGUUGAGAAAGAUUGAGGAGGAGAUGGCCAGAGAGAAGGAGAGGCUAAAGAAAGAAGAGGAAGAUAAGUUAAAGGCGGUGGACGAGGAGGAUGAACAGGAGGUACCACUGGAAAGAAGAAGAAGGGAGCAAAGAGGGGAAUCCAGUGGUACACAAGCUGAUCAGUUGGAGAAGAAGAUUUCAGAGUGGGUGGCCAAUUUGUCCCUCCGAGAAGACGAGGAAGCAAUAAUGUAUGUGCCCAGGGAAGAACAAGAGGCGGCUAUGAAAAAGUGGGAGGCAGAAGAGGACCCACUCAAGCGACAAAUCAUAGAAGAUGAUAAGAGGAUGGAGUGGAAGUUCCGCCUAACAAGAGAAAGGAAAGCGAGAAUGGAAGCAGUGAGUCAGGCGGCAAAAGAGUUGGAGGAGGUGAAAAAGCAGAGAGAGCAGAUUGCGGCGAAGGAGGACCUGUUGGGGAAGAUGGAAAUUAUGGCGAGAAAUAUAGAGCGCCUGACGUCGGGGGAGGAACGGGAGAGUGGGAGAGGUCGGGACAGGGAGGUUGGGAUGGGGGAUGGGAACAGAGAAGGGAAAGGUCGGGAUCAGGUCCGGAGGUCAGGAUGGGAGAUGGGUUGGGAUGAUGUCGGGGGAAGGAAGUCGAGGAAGGAAAGGGAGAAGGAAGAGGUCGGGAUGAGGUCAGGAUGGGAAGGGAGUUGGGAUAGAGGAGGAGGGAGGAGGAAUCUAGGCAUGGAAGAAGGUCAGGAUGGGAGUUGGGAUAGAGGAGGAGGGAGGAGGAAUUUAGGCAUAGGGCAAGGUCAGGGGAGGAAGGGGAGAGGGGGAGAGGUCGGGACGGGGAGGUCGGGAUGGGAGACGGGAACGGAGGAGGGAGAGGUCGGGAUCAGGUCGGGAUCAGGUCGGGAUCAGGUCGGGAGGUCGGGAUGGGAGACGGAAGGAAAGGGAGAAGGAAGAGGUCGGGAAGAGGUCGGGAUGGGAUGCCAGUCGGGAUAGAGGAGGGAGGAGGAAUCUAGGCAUGGGAGAUGGCUCGGGACGAUGUCGGGAUAGGGGAGGGGGACGACGAGCUCGGAGAAGGAAAGGGGGGAGGGAGAGUUGGGACGACGUCGGGGGAAGGAAGGAGAGGGGGGGAGAGUCCGGAUCAGGUCGGGAGGUAAAGGGAGGAGGAAGAGAUCGCGAUGACAUCGGGAUGGGAGUUGGGAUAAAGGAGGAGGGAGGAAGAAUCUAGGCAUGGGAGAAGGUCGGGGGGCAAGGUCAGGGGAGCAAGGGGAGAGAGAGAGAGGUCGGGAUGGGAGGUCGGGACCGGGAGGUCGGGAUGGGAGACGC